CCAGCCUGGGUGUGGAUCCCCAGCUUUAUUUGAGCCUCACCACGGGCAUCAAUCAGUGAAGUUCAUCAGCGAGCUUUUAAUCGGAAUCCGUCAUCUGCCGACUGCCAUCAAGUUCUGUCAUUGAAACACAAUCUUGAAAGCUUUUCAUCUAAUCCAUUUGUUGCUCCAUCAUAUCAAUCGACAAAGACCGCUCAUAAUCUCGCGGUCUGACGACGCGCCACGCUUUUCGCAUUGAGGCGCGCCUGAGCGCGACCUUCACCGUCGAUGCAUGCAUGAGGGAAAGGCUCAGCCGCUGCAGAUAUCUAGAUCUUCGUGAGGUCUAGAUCCGCAAUGUCGGGAGCCCCUCCUCCCCCUACUCCCACCGCCGGCGGUCCGCCUCCCGCGCAGUAUGCAGGCCAACAGCCUCAGCAUCCUCCUGCCGCUGCCGGGCAGUCGACCGCGCCCUCUGGCGGUGGCGGUGGCACGACUGCCACUUCGCAGUCGGAUCUGAACAAGAUUGUUACUGAUUACCUGCUCAAAAAAGGCUACACACAAACAGAGGCAACUUUUCGUAGAGAAUCAGCUCAUGUCAGUGCCGAUGGGAGGCCGAUUCAUACGCGGGCUGAGGACGCCGGCCCAAAGAGAUUCAUACGGGCCUUCAACCUAGUAAGAGACUGGGUAGAGAAUAAUCUCGAUGUUUACAAGUUUGAAUUGAGGAAAAUUCUUUGGCCUCUGUUCGUCUACUCAUAUCUGGAUUUAGUCGAGAGCGGCUAUGCGGACGAUUCAAAGCAACUAUUGCAGACUCUACGUCCGCAAUUCCAGAGCGUUCACUCAGAUGCUCUCAAAACACUUGCAAUGGUCACCUUGCCGGUGCACGUCAAAGAAAAUGACAUGACAAGAAAGUACCGAGAGAAUAAAUAUCGUAUUCCGCUGAACCAGUUCGUCACUGGAAACCUUUUCAGCUUUCUCGAGCGCGAGUCCGACAGUGGCGGCUCUGUUGCCACUUACAUCCUCCAAACUCACUGCCUGCUUGAGUCAACAGCGCGUGGCCCAAUCGAGCCGUAUAGCUUCGAGGCUAUAUACCGCAAAACACAGAACUUGGAUCUGGAUGAGGCCGAUGCAUCAGAGGGAAUUCCCGGUGUCUUCACAGGAAGCAACAACAAGGAUGCUUUGGACGCAACCGCACCUCUGAAGUUAGGGCCUCUUCCCAUGGAACCCGAGCUUCGAGAUGAUGUACGUGCCGAGCUUGAAGAUGAAGAUCAGCGACAGCCACCAGCACCUGGGAGAUCGUCACUCGUCGAAGAGUUUGAGGCCAAGAUCAAGAGAGAAGACAGUGCCGACGGACCACUAAGAAGUGAAUUACCACUCCCUCCAUCCCGAGCACGUGAUGUUGUCAUGGAAAUUCAGAGGGUACGGGAGAACCGAGACCGCUUCAAGAUCGAGGGUCGGACAGGUGGUGUAGGAGUACCAGUCUCGAUUUGCAUGUUCACGUUCCACAAUACACUUGGAAGCGUUACUUGCAUGGAUUUCUCCAAGGACAACCAGUUUGUAGCAGUUGGGACAAUGGAUUCGUAUAUCCGCGUUUGGAGCCUGGACGGCAAGCCACUUAAGUCCAAGGUCCCUCAGGAGCAAGACAUACAUGUGAACAACCGCAAGCUAGUCGGCCACUCGGGUCCAGUCUACGGUGUUUCGUUUUCAGACUCGAUCGCCAACACCGACCAUAACCUUUUUGGCGACGAAAGUAACAGCAACAAUAUCGACACGGACCCCAAGCUGUUGUUGUCGUGCUCUGCCGAUGGCCAGGUUCGGCUGUGGUCAUUGGACGUGUGGAGUUGCCUUGCCGUAUACAAAGCUCACCACGGACCAGUUCUCCGGGUGUUAUGGGGGCCACAUGGUCACUACUUUGCAACAGCAGGGUGGGACAAGACGGUCCGAGUGUUUAUGCAGGAUCAUGCGUCGGCGCAAAGAAUUAUGGUUGGCCACGACACGAGCAUAUCGGCACUGGCAUGGCACCCUAACGGAACAUAUGUCUUCUCGGCAUCAGACGAACAGGAUAAAUCAAUCAGGAUGUGGUCCGUUCAAACAGGUAAUUGUGUCCGUGUCUUUACUGGUCACACCGAGUACAUCAGCACGUUGGAGGUUGCACCCAAUGGCAGGAUUCUAGCGAGCGCCGACAUUGGAGGCAACAUUAUCUUCUGGGACAUCUCGAAGGGCAAGCGCAUCAAGCGAUGUCGCGGACAUGGAAAGGGCGGUAUUCCUUCGCUGAGCUUCAGCGUUGAGUCCAAUGUCCUUGUCUCCGGUGGACUCGAUGGCACUGUUCGACUGUGGGACGUGGAGCUCCCGGCCGAUGGCAGCAAGGCGAAUGCUGUCGCUGGGCCAUCUGCAGCUGCCAUAGGUGGACAGCCGGAAGGAUCUGGUGCUGGAGGAGCAGCUGGGGACAACGCUGCUGCCGGAGGCUCUGGUGAGCGGAGCAUUACAGUCGGCGCACAACCGGGUCAAGCCGCCUCCUCGGUUGGCGCUUCAGUCGGGACAACGAGUGGUAGCGGCGGUGGGAGUGGUGGUACUGGAAAAAAGAAGGGCAAAGAGGUGCAGAUAACCCCUGAUCAGAUCAGCGCCUUUCCAACGAAGAAGACGCCUGUUCUGAAGGUGCAUUUCACACGGAUGAAUUUGGUAGUAGCAGGAGGCUGUUAUGAUCCGGAGCGAUAGGGAUACCAGCAGCGACGAUGGCAUAGGCACAGGGUUACGGUCAGGCUAAUGGGCGAUCGCAUAUUCAAUAGCGUUUCUUGCGCCCCUUUUCUUGGAUCUUGGUACUCUGUUUAAGACUAUUGGUCAUUUUAUGAAGAGACACAAUAUGAUAUCUUGGGGGCAUCAGUGUUAAGGAAAGAAUCAUAGCUAGCAAGCAUCCUUGCAGAGCUUGUGAUUCGCUGUUAGGUAGCUCACAAAAUAUAAGACUUCUUGAUUCAGGCCCUGUC
Molecule: messenger RNA, 2951 nt
Organism: Pyricularia oryzae 70-15
Lineage: Eukaryota; Fungi; Ascomycota; Sordariomycetes; Magnaporthales; Pyriculariaceae
Exons: 4
Coding region: 331-2685 (784 amino acids)
Biological process (GO): transcription initiation at RNA polymerase II promoter
Cellular component (GO): transcription factor TFIID complex
Molecular function (GO): RNA polymerase II general transcription initiation factor activity; protein binding
Source: RefSeq, a predicted model, not a curated record